CGUCGUCCACCCAGACAGACCCACCCACCAUGAGCCAACAAAGUGGGGGAGAGGCGGGAUCUCCCCCCUCUGCAGCCGUGGCUUCAGGAAGUUCCCUCUGAGGCAGGGAGUGUCUGCAUAUAAAAUGGUCUGCAGUUCACUGCUCCAUAGAUGCCACCUAUUCCACCUCGAGCCCCUUGGCCUCCUCCUCCCUGGCUAUGGGAGCCCCGUCCUCUGGCUCUUCUACCUCCUCCUCAGACCAUCUCAAGGCCCCCCAGCAUCUCCACUCCACUGGAGAAGAUGGAGCUGCAGAGAUUCAAGGUAUGGAGGGUGCUGUGUCGGCCCCCAGCAGAGGAGCAAACACUGCAGCAGGAGACAUAGGGUCAGCAGUGUUGUCAGGGCCAGGAGUCCAGCAGCCUCAGAACACCCCGUCCAAACGGAGGCCUGUGUUGAACAUAUCCCCCCCGCCCGAGGACCUCUUUGACGACAGCCAGAUGUCCUGCCAAGAGGAGCCUUCAGUGUCCGCUCCAACGGGUCCAGACUCGGAGCAUAGCAGCAGCAUGUGGGCCGACGACUCUGUCUCCAACUUCAGCUUGAUCAGCUCCGUCUCCUACAACGACAACACAGAGGUGCCGCGCAAGUCUAGGAAACGCACCCCCCGCCAGCGGCCUGGGCCCAAACCUGCCCAUCCAGAGGACAGCAUGGACGUGUUCGAUGCUGGCAGCGCAAAGGCCCCUCACUUUGUCCUGUCCCAGCUGGGCACAGACAAAACCAGUCCCAGCUCUCUUGAGUCAGGAACUGCAGUGAAGGGUGGGUCACUGUCUACUCAGUACCCCCAGAGGAGUGAUGGGAAGGAGCUGAAGAUCCUGGUGCAGCCAGAGACCCAGCACAGAGCUCGCUAUCUGACCGAGGGCAGCAGAGGUUCUGUCAAAGACCGCACUCAGCAGGGAUUCCCAACUGUCAAGUUGGAAGGUGUGAAUGAACCAGUUGUGCUACAGGUGUUUGUAGCAAAUGAUGCCGGCAGAGUGAAGCCUCACGGUUUCUACCAGGCAUGCAGAGUAACAGGGCGCAACACCACUGCCUGCAAGGAGGUGGACAUUGAAGGCACCACUGUUAUCGAGAUCCCUCUGGAGCCCAGCAGUGAAAUGACACUCGCGGUGGACCGUGUAGGUAUUUUGAAGUUGCGUAAUGCAGACGUGGAGGCCCGUAUCGGUGUGGCAGGGUCCAAGAAGAAGAGCACACGAGCCAGGCUGGCGUUCAGAGUCAACAUCCCCCAACCUGAUGGAUCCGUCCUUACUCUACAGGUCACCUCUUCACCCAUCCUCUGCACCCAACCAGCAGGAGUGCCAGAGAUCCUGAAGAAGAGUCUUCACAGCUGCUCAGCGAGAGGAGGAGAUGAAGUCUUUAUCAUCGGAAAGAACUUCCUCAAAGGAACCAAAGUUAUUUUUCAGGAGAAUAUUGCAGAUGAUAAUUCCUGGCAAGCUGAGGCUAAGAUUGACAUGGACCUUUUCCACCAGAACCAUUUGAUAGUGACAGUCCCUUCGUUCCAAAACCAGUCAAUCACUUCUCCCGUUUCUGUGGGAAUCUACGUGAUGACCAAUGCUGGUAGAUCACAUGAGGCCCAGCCCUUCACCUACACUCCAGACUCAGCUGAUAACUCAGAAAUCCGGACAAUAAAAACAGAGGGACCCUCUCUAGUCAGCACGUGUAUAUUUGAUUGCCAGAUCAAAUCUAUAUCUUCUGAGCAAACUGACAGCUCCGCUCCUCCUUCCAAACGACAAGAGGACACACCAAUGGAAGUGUCUAGCAAUCCAACUCCCACAGAUGUCUUUAAGCCAUCCCCUGACCCUAUUGUCGUGGUGCAGCAGACACUGGAGCUCAGCUCUAACCCUCAUCCAGGUGGAGAGUCCUUUCAGAGCCCAAUGCCCCUACAACCUGAAGACGUGGAGCUCUCCCAGGUGCCCCCUGUCUUUCCUAGCCUUGAGUCUCUCAGCCCCAUACAGAAGCAAGACAUUACCCCCACAACCUCGUUCCCAGUGCAGGGCGAUACCACAAUCCCCCCUGUAACACCAGAAGUCCCUCAGCAAUUUCUCAGAGAUCCUCAGGACAGCAUACCUCCUGAGAGUUCCAAUAGUAGCGGAGGGGUCGUAGUCUUGGCCAUGUCCCAGAUAGCGACUCCCUCUCAGCCCCAGCAGUCACAGGUACCCCUAUUCCCCCAGGAUGGGGUGACCCAGAUGGAGAGGGCAGUAAGGGAGCUACAGGCGGGAGGAAACACCACCUUCCAGCAAGUGUUGGAGGCGGCUGUAGCCCAGCAGCACCUCAACUCUGUGCUGUACAGCCCCACCCCCUCUGCAGACACCCUCCAGCAGCACGUCCAGGAGAACAUGAAUAGCCUUAGAUUGGGAAACACAGAUAAUACACUUUCAACACAGCAACAGCUACAAAUACAACAGCAACAGCAGAUGCAACAACAACAGCAGAUGCAACAGCAGCAGAUGCAACAGCAGAUGCAACAGCAACAACAG
This is a messenger RNA of Notothenia coriiceps (black rockcod), 2504 nucleotides long. RefSeq names its product nuclear factor of activated T-cells 5-like. Gene Ontology annotation, biological process: calcineurin-NFAT signaling cascade; cytokine production; regulation of transcription by RNA polymerase II. The transcript has 11 exons. Gene Ontology annotation, cellular component: transcription regulator complex. The annotation marks the transcript as partial. Gene Ontology annotation, molecular function: transcription factor binding; DNA-binding transcription factor activity, RNA polymerase II-specific; RNA polymerase II cis-regulatory region sequence-specific DNA binding. NCBI's taxonomy places the organism in Eukaryota, Metazoa, Chordata, Actinopteri, Perciformes, Nototheniidae. The record is from RefSeq and is a predicted model, not a curated record.